Mycena citricolor is the source of this 2372-nucleotide messenger RNA. Lineage: Eukaryota; Fungi; Basidiomycota; Agaricomycetes; Agaricales; Mycenaceae. The record is from the annotation of a GenBank genome assembly.
AUGUCUGCCUCCGCCUCCACGCCUCCCACCCCCGAUUCCGCGACCCCCGCCGGGCCCGACGCGAACUGCGGAUCUGCCUUCUUCCUCUUCCAGAUCGACGCAGUGGCGUCACUGCCCGCAGACGUAUCGGAAGACCGGAUCGCAAUCCGUGCAUGCAGAGAGCUUUGCACGCGGCGAUACCCUGCUGUCGCGCUGAAUGUGCGUCAACUUGCGAUGCCAAACACUCACCUGGUGAACUCUGCCCCUCAGCCAGCGCAUAUAACACGAGAUCCUUCUCGGGUCACGAUCUCGCUCUUGUCUGAUGUGCAACAGCGCAUUUUCCCGGCAGUCGGUGCUGAACAGGACAUGGUCACCGCUGAAGACAACGAAUCUCCUGCCAUGGGAAGGUUGCUAUCUAUCCAUAUUCUGGCAGAUCUCCGUGAAUCUCGAGGUGUCUCCUCGUCACACCCACAAUCCAAAUUCUCUUUAUGCGAAACGGAGCGUUUACGCGCUUUGGCUUGCCUAGAGGAGGAUGAAAUCCAACGCCGGAGGAUAAUAGAUGAAUGGACCGCGCAUUCGCUACCUUCGGGUUACAGGUUCCAGGCAAAGCGAUCAUUCCCCGCGUUGUAUGCGAAUGCGAAUACAGCCAUCUGCGGUAGCAUCACAGAGAGCCUCUCCAAAGUGAAAAAGAUCUCGUCUCCCGCGCUCCUCUUCAAGGAAAUUGCCGCGAUCGAGAAUAUUGUGGCGAUGGCGCGGAGAAGGAUUGCGCAUCUUGAAGAUCUUACGGAAACGCGCAAGCUAUUGGCGCCGCGAAUCAAACUCAAAGAUGUUGAGUGUCACGCGGCUUUCAUUCACCCUGCGUCGCAGACGACUUGCGUGACCGGAGAAGAUAAUUUGACACAGCACACGACUCGUCAAGCUCAAAUACAACUCCCGCCGGUCAUAAUCGUCACUGAUUUCAGCUCGAUUUCUUCUGAUAGAAGCUUCUAUUCCUGCACCAGCACAAUAACAACCGCCGCAACGGACUCGACAAACCUCGACAAACAGUCCAACGAUAGUUCAAUGGCGAUCACGACCGUCGAGGGAGCCACCGUCGAGUUCAAGUCUACCUCAAAAUGUGUUCGGCGCGCGCGAGUGGCCGAGGUGGACACCCCCACCAUCUCUUUGCCAGGCCUAAUCGCCGUAAUAGCCAGAAAGAUCAGGAGGAUUCCGAGAAUCGUCCGGGGAAGAUAUCGACAUCAACGAUCUCCAGGUGCAACAGAACUGAGCACGCAUGGCUUCCGAAAGUUGCCUUCAAAAGGCAAUGUCGAGCUUUACUGGAUCCGGUCGACGGCCGGUCCGAAUCGAGUCAAGUUGCCUCGUCCCAUCACCAUGUCCAGCAUCGAACCAUCCGAGGCCCUUUUUGACCAAGUUCAGACCGUGCUGGCGAACUACCUGACUUCGUCCCCGCUGUACGCGCACCUGCUAUCCACGAUCGCUCUCACGGCAGUCGAGAAGGGACACGUCACACUCAGACUCGUCGUCCUGCCUGUGCACGUCAACUCUAAAUCCAUCCUCCACGGCUCGCUCUCCGCCGCGAUCGUGGACCUCGCGGGCGGCCUGAUCGCUAUCGCCGCAGGCUCGGCCAAGACGGGCGUGUCGACGGAUCUGCACGUAUCGUUCGUCAGCAGCGCCAAGCUAGGAGACGAGUUGUAUAUCGAGGGCUUCGCCGAGCGCGUCGGGGGCACGCUCGCUUUCACGCGCGUCCGGAUCGAGAAAGUGGUGGACAGCGAGGGCGUGAAGGGCGGAGAGAGGGUGCUCGUGGCCACUGGGACGCAUACCAAAUAUGUCAAGUGAGUGGAGCGAAUGAAGUUGGACAACCACUCGUCAAAACGGUUGAUGGGCCUUUGCCUGUACGGGACCGAGUCUUCCAUCUGCCGCGCUGUUGGUAGCAUUCUUCUUACCUCCGCUUCGCUUCCGGUCCCCGUAAUGGGCUCCCAAUAUCAGCGUUUUGCUCCAGUUCUGUUUUAACCAUGGCAUCAAUCCAACCUGGAACGCUUGAACAUCACAAUCCGAAAGGCCCUGAAUCCGGAGAGUGACGUUUUUGGCUUGGCCAAGUGGCUUGUACCGGCGCAGAAUGGCUUUUUUUGGCUUGGGCGUGGAUUUGGCUGUAAAAUGAUGCCAUCAGGGCUUGCAAGCCAAAAUGUUGGCUUGCCAAGCCAACAUUUUGGCUUGCGUCCGCUCACACAUAGUCGAAUCGAUCUUCAUAUCAAUGGGAAACGGGGCAUAUCUCACAGUUAUCUAGUGUCGGGGAGCAACCUAUGUGCAUGUUAGGAUCAUCUGUAUAAUUCCUGGCCCGCUGUUCUCACCAGAACUCUUGUUUGAUGACUUCCGACUGAUCUCGACCUCUAAAC